Hippoglossus stenolepis (Pacific halibut) is the source of this 2617-nucleotide messenger RNA. Its product is annotated as GPI-linked NAD(P)(+)--arginine ADP-ribosyltransferase 1. The record is from RefSeq and is a predicted model, not a curated record. Gene Ontology annotation, molecular function: NAD+-protein-arginine ADP-ribosyltransferase activity; NAD+ poly-ADP-ribosyltransferase activity. Lineage: Eukaryota; Metazoa; Chordata; Actinopteri; Pleuronectiformes; Pleuronectidae. The coding region runs from base 1003 to 1842 and encodes 279 amino acids. The transcript has 4 exons.
GAGCUAGGGUCUUAACAUAAAUGGGGGCUCAUUCAGGAUAUGAAAGUCAUUUAUUUCUUUAAAAAAAUUACUUUAAUUUCAUCUACCAACUCCCACUGGUGAAUGCACUUCCCUUUUCCUCUAUGAGCUAGGGUCAUAACAGUAAUGUUUUUAUGUAAAGGAGCUUUUUUUCUCACAUGAAACAAAAGACUUCUGCAUUCCUUCUGUACUAAAUGACAGUAAGAAACAGGCCAUUUGAAAAUCAUACAGCAAAAAAAUGAGAAAAGAUUAAAAAGAAGAUUUGAACGAGAAUUGAUUACAACAGUCGUUAAGAUCAGGGCUAGGAGAAAGCAAAUGUGUCUUAAAGAUAGAUUUAAAAUUAGACAAUAAGUUUACCAGGAUAUCCUCAGGGACAUUGUUCCAAAGGAGGCCCGGUAACCUCUGGUCCCCCCCAGCCACGGUUAAAUGGCGAGUAGCACCUGAGGUAAGAUAUGGUGUCAAAAGAUCCAAAAUGUACUUAGGUGCAAGUCCAGAAGGGGCCUUAAAAGUCAGAAAUGAAAUCUUUAAAACAAAUCUAAACUUUACUGGAAGCUAAAACCAUAGUAAUAUAUUCUAGAUUUGGUGAGGAGUCUAGCUGCUGUGUUUAUAGGGGGUCUUACAAUAUUAGAAAAAAAGAUGAACCUGUAUUUUCAGAAACAACCCGAGAAAACAACCAAGUUUGUUAACACAUCACAAUCUGGAAUGAAGAAAAUAAAAAAGUGUAUCUUAAAAAGCUGGCGUAGAACAAGUAAGUAGACAUCAGGGGGCCGAUGAGGUUUCCUUCCACAGGAAAGGAGAAGGAGCUGCCUGGUGAGAUAAGUAUUUUUUUUCCACUUCCCAGUAAUUUGAUCUGCGUACGAUCAUCACACCCCUGCAGUUUUCAGUGUGUGGACUUGAUUUUAUUUUCACUGCUACCAGAAAUAAAUUCUCCUGACUUAAGCAGUCUGUGUGUGGACGGACACAGACGAGAGGAAGCCCUUUAAAAUGUGGAACAGACGAAAAGUGCUUCUUGCUGCAGUUGUUUUCACAGCCCUCUACUACAGCGUGGCAGCAGAGGAACCGAAACAACUGGACAUGGCCCCAGAUGCUGUGGACUACCUGUAUGAUAAAUGCAGAAACAAGGCCAUGGAUAAGUUCAUCCAUUCAGGCCUGUUAAGACAAGAGCUGAACCUCACUGUGGGUUUCCGGACAGCAUGGAACGUCAGUAGCCAGUGUUCCAAGCUGAUCCCAGGAGGAAUCAAAGAACAUACUGCUGCACUGGGGGCAUACGUCAACGGGGACUUUAAAGACACCUUUAACAGCCAAGUGGAGACCAUGGGCGGGAACGUUAGCACCUACGAGAACAACUUCAGUUUCAAGUCGCUCCACUUCCUGCUCAUGGAUUACAUGGUGCUGCAGAAGCCCCAGACUUGCAAGAAUGUGUAUGUUUUACCAGAUAAAGCAGUCACGGCACAAGUUGGUUCAAAAGUGAGACUGAGGAGGUUCACCUUGGCCGAGUUGAGCUUCAGCACGCUAGAGAAAACACAUGAUUUGGACGACGAAGUGAUUUUGAACAUCACGUCUUGCUUCUUUGCCGAAGUGGGUGAAAACAUUUGCAUGAAGCAAACAAACACUGUCUUGUUGAGUCCAGCUGAAGAGUUCACAGUGGAGAGUAGAAAUGUCACAACUGAUCACAAUGGGGAGUACACUGUGAUCGUCUUGAAAGCCUCAGGUCAGCAGGGCUCGAACAACUGCGACAUCUUCUCACGGUCUCCAGCUGUCGUCUCCACCCAUGUGUGGCUUGUGUUGGUGCUUUUGUCUUUGUCUCUUUCCUUCUUUUGUUGAGUAAAAGAAAUCUCAGACCAGUCGUUAAAAUGCAAAAUACUGGUUUGAUUUUACAGUUGCACAAUGAACAACUUGUUUUGCUGUCAUGCAAUUAAGAUGUUGCAAGCUGCAAAAACAUUGUCGCAUUGCUUUUUAAAUCACUUCUUCCAUAUUUUAAUCAUUGAUUGUGUAAUAAAGAUGUAUAAUACGUCCUCCCAUUGUGCAAAGCCCAAAUAUUCCAGAUACAUCUUACGCUGGUGUGGAGCCAGAAGUGAUUGAAGAGUGGAGCUGUGGUAUUGAGGUCCCGCUAAUACACAAAAUUGAGCAAUCGCAAAUCAGUCUCAGUUUAAUAUAUCAUGACGUUUAACCACAUUUUUAUAGCAUCAAAUAACUAAUUACAACCAGACUGGAAAAAUUACCACUUGAACAAACAUCAGUGUGAUAAGAAAUGACAGAAAACAACUUUGAGAAAAAUAUAUUCCACUUGUACUUAUACUGAGUUUUUAGUUGUCUUUUGAAGGUUCUAUUUUAUGAUGUACAGCCACCAGGAGGCGAUCCAGAUGUUUUGGCCUCCCUUUCGAGGUGCUUUGUUUAUGCAAAUCAAGCAAUGCUUACUUUAGUAAUUCAAAGAUAGUCUAGUUCCUUUUUAUCGAUGUGUUUGUAUUUUAUGCUUUUAUCAGUGAACGCACGUUAAAAAGAUGAACUCUUACCUCACCAGGAUGCUCCAAAAGAGGCAGUCUCAGUUGAGAACAGCAGCUUUUAGACGUACGAGUUGAAAUAAACUGGUUGAACUCCC